CUGACGUUUUUGUAUGGAAUCAAGCUCGCAGCAGGAUCCACUGUGGCUGUGCACGAUUGACGGGAACGUUUGACGGUAACGUCAUAAGGUGUGGCGGCCAGCGUCACCAUUUGGAUAAAUACCCCGCGGCCUGCUCUCUGUUCCUGGUUUUAUCCAUCAGACAUCCUAAUCCUUGACUUCGCCAAUCCCUUUUUUCAUCUACUCCUCAAAUCAAAUACAGACCUAUCAUAAUGUCAGACUACACCACCGUCCACGUCUCAGGCAUCGCCUCCUCUACUUCGGACAAGGAGGUCCAGGACUUCUUCAGCUUCUGCGGCAAGAUUGUCAACAUCUCUGUCACUCCUACUUCCAGUGAAGCCAACGCUCCCAAGUCGGCAACCGUGACAUUCGAAAAGGAUGCUGCUGCCAAAACAGCCCUUCUCCUCGACCAGACUCAGCUCGGCCCCUCCGUCGUGACCGUCAAAGCCGCGCAAUCCCUCGAGGAUAUUGCCGGCGAGCAGGGCGCCUCAGCCACCCAAGCCAAAGACGAGAACCACCACGACAUCGAGCAGGAAGAUAAGCCCCGCUCGCGCAUUCUUGCAGAAUAUCUCGCCCAUGGCUACGCAAUCAGUGACCAAGCCCUCCAGAAAGCUAUUGCUCUUGAUCAGAAGCACGGCUUCUCCUCCCGCUUCACGAGCGUGCUGGGUAACUUCGAUAAGAAGACCGGCGCUACUGACCGCGCUAGAGGCCUUGAUGAGAGCUACAAGCUCAGUGAUAAGGCCGCUAGUGGCUGGCGCGGACUGCACAGCUACUUCGAAAAGGCCCUCGGCACGCCCUCUGGCCAGAAGCUGCGCGAUUUCUACUCCCAGACCGAUAAGCAGGUUCGCGAUAUCCACAACGAAGCCAGGAGACUCGCAGAUUUGAAGGCCGGAAAGCCAGAGAAGACUGAGGGUGAGGGUUCUGCCGCGACUGAGGCUGCCCCUGCCCCUGCUCCUGGCGUGGAACCUCAAGCUGCCCAAGCUGCUCCGGCUACGACUGAAAAGGCAUAAACGCCUUCUCUCUACCAAGGCGUUAAUGAUUAUACAUUGAUGACCACGCCUGGUUUUUUGUGUUUUUUUCUAUGAUCCUUUUUCCCCAUUGUGUUUCUAGCAUGAUGACUUUUUGGAUUACUCUUCUUUUCAUUCUUAUGUUCAUAGUCGAUUACCCUGGCUGUCUGGGACAGAAGUUUACGAACUGAGCUUUAAUAACAUUCCAUGCACGAUCAAUUUCACAAUUCGCGUAACAACAGUAAAAUUAUAGUGUUAAUAGAUGUACUAUCA
Messenger RNA from Aspergillus versicolor CBS 583.65, 1298 nucleotides. It is a transcript of the gene vip1, whose product is annotated as putative actin cytoskeleton protein (VIP1). Bases 231 to 1028 code for a protein of 265 amino acids. Gene Ontology annotation, molecular function: RNA binding. NCBI's taxonomy places the organism in Eukaryota, Fungi, Ascomycota, Eurotiomycetes, Eurotiales, Aspergillaceae. The record is from RefSeq and is a predicted model, not a curated record. The transcript has 3 exons.